Podarcis muralis (Common wall lizard) is the source of this 1738-nucleotide messenger RNA. Lineage: Eukaryota; Metazoa; Chordata; Lepidosauria; Squamata; Lacertidae. The record is from RefSeq and is a predicted model, not a curated record.
UCUCUUCUCUCCUCCUUUUCCAGGAGAUGGAUCUGGAGAGCUUAGAAGCUGCGAACCAGAGCUUGCAGUCAGACCUGAAGCUGGCCUUCAAGCGGAUCGGUGACCUGCAGGCCGCCAUCGAGGACGAGAUGGAGAGUGACGACAACGAGGAACUCAUCAACAGCGAGGGCGACUCGGACGUCGAUUCGGAGCUCGAGGACCGUGUGGAUGGUGUCAAGUCAUGGCUGUCCAAGAACAAGGGGUCUUCCAAGACGGUCUCUGAGGACGGCAGCCUGAAGAGCAGCAGAACCGCCCUGAACUCAGUUGCUAAAGAGGGCAAGGAGGCUGACGAGAGGCCCGCCUCCGUCAUGAGCUCCCUAAGCUACAGGAAGCGGGGCAACCUCAAGGACUCCAUCGGGGGCAAAGGGGACGAGGAAACCCUCUUCUCCACCCUGAGCGAGCGCCCGGCCUCUCCCACCCGCUCCUUCCGCAAGGCCAAGCGCAACUCGGGGGCCAGCGGCCUGGACGACAGCAGCUCCGUCGCCUCGUGGAAGAAGCCCACCAGAGUGGUGGACGACCUGGACGAGAGGGGCUCGGUCCUCUCCCAGCCCUUCUCUGAAGCCAGCGGCCAGCUCUGCCACAAGGGCUUGGAGAAACGCUGGUCCAUCUCGGCUGCGGAGUUCGACAAGACCUCAGUUCUGUCCGCUCCCAUGAGUCACGGCGGGGCCUCCUGGGGCGGCCUGGAUUCCCGGGAGCAGGACGCCAGGUCAUCCCUCAGCUUCGCUCUCUCCAGCCCAGGCAGCUUGCGGCGGAGCACCUCCCGCCUGGACGACCUCAGCCCUUCCUACAGCCGCCCGGGCUCCCGCCUCUCCAUGGGCCACUCCCAGCUGGACGACGCAGCCAGCAUUGCCCCCAGCGACUCCUUCUCCCUCUACAGCCACCACUCCCUUUCCCGCAGCCUCUCUGUGCCCCCGCGGCCCCGCAGCUCCGCCGCCGAUGAGCUCCAGGCAGAGGAUCCCGACAUCCGGCCCGUCAGCCACCGCAGCUACCUGGACCCGGACCUGGAGGCGGCCAUCAACGAAGUGCUGAGCUACAAGCCCGUCAAGUUCAAGCGUUCCAGCCUGGAUCCUGACUCGGAUGGCGACGACGACAGGAAGAGCGUGCGGAGCACCAAGAGUGCCGUCCUGGCCGAGCACUCGGCCGAGCCCCCGGCCAGCAGCCUGCGCAGGUCAGCCUCGGCCUUGGAUUUCUCCAGGCCUCACGGCACAAAGGGCAAGAGCCGGAGGAGGAGCUCCAGCGAGUCCUCUUCCUCCUCCUCUUCGUCCUCUUCCCCGGAGCGCCAGCGGAAGAGCUCCAAGAAGCGCUCCAAGAAGUCCAAGAAGAAGUCCAAGAAGAAGAAGAAGCAGCGCUCGCGCUCGGCGUCCUCAGAAUCCUCUUCCAGCGGCUCGUCGGGCUCCACCGUCUCUUAUCGCAGCAACUCCAGUGUCAAGAAGGGCCCCAAGCGGGCUGGCCCGGGCUCUGAAGGGGAGGACGUUUCCAGGGAGGGCCCCGAGGCCGGGAAGUCCAACAAGCAGCUCAAGAAGGAGGAGAAGCAGCGCAAGAAGGAAGUGGACAGCCUGAUGAUGAAGUACCUGUAUCGCCCGGAGAGCGACUAAGCCCCCCUGGCUAUCGGAAAUCAUUCACCUACGACAAGUCAGACGAGGAGCGAGACACUUUUGACGGCGCCCACCGGUCCAAGCACUCCUCCCGGAGCUACCUG